Vitis vinifera (wine grape) is the source of this 1060-nucleotide messenger RNA. RefSeq lists its product as uncharacterized. Lineage: Eukaryota; Viridiplantae; Streptophyta; Magnoliopsida; Vitales; Vitaceae. The transcript has 2 exons. The record is from RefSeq and is a predicted model, not a curated record. Bases 69 to 944 code for a protein of 291 amino acids.
AUAAUUGUCUUCAUAUUAUAUUUUUUCUUAAAAUAUAGUUAUAUAAUUUGAUAUUUUUGAAACAUAGGAUGGAUUCUACAUCAAGUGGUCAAAUAAGAGGGCGUGGAAGAAACAAACGAGUGUGGACUCCUGGUGAGGAUGAAAAAUUGGUUGAGUGUCUUGUUGAGUUGUGUGUUUCAGGGAAGGUAAAAUGUGACAAUGGGUUUAAACCAGGAGCAUUUUUACAAGUGGAGAAGAUGUUAGAGGAAAAGCUUCCAAAUAGUGGACUUAAAGCAAGUCCACAUAUUGAAUCGCGUGUGAAGACUUUAAAAAAACAAUUCAAUGCCAUAAUGGAUAUGUUAACCCAUGGUAGCGGGUUUUCUUGGGACAAUGAAAAGAAAAUGGUUUUAUGUGAUCAAGAUGUAUUUGAAGGUUGGGUAAAGGGGCAUAAAGAUGCUAAUGGUUUGAGACUCAAGCCAUUUCCACAUUUUGAUGAUCUAAGUCUUGUUUUUGGUAAAGAUCGUGCUAAUGGAAAAGGAGCAAUGUCAGCUGCUGAUAUUUUGGAAGAGUUAGAUCAAGUUGAAGCAAGCAAUGGCAUUGGAGUUGAUGACUUAGAAGCUGAAGUUGAUGCCUCUCAUACUAAUACAGUUGCAUCCACUCCAAGUAGAAUGGAAUGUUCAUCACAAUCUCGUAGGAAAAGAGCAAGGAAUGAUGACACAACUUUAAUUAAUGUGAUGACAAGAACAUGCAAUGCAUUAGAGAGCCUUGUUGGUAACUUCAACCAACAGACGGAAAAGGAAAAUAGAGUGGUUGGUGAGUUGGAGAAACUUCCUAAUCUUAAUAGGUUGGACAUAUUGAAGUUAAGUCAAAUUAUUAUGAGUGACCCAAUGAAAGUCAAACUUUUGUUCAAUUUAGAUGAAGAUCUCAAGGUUGAAUGGGCGAAACAACUUCUUCAAACCCCAUAAAUCUCCAUGUUGCAUCCUUGUUGAUUUAUUGUCUUUAGGUUGGAUUGAUAGAAAUUUUAGGUUGGAUUUUGUUUCAUCACUUUCCUAGGAACUUUUUUAUUGAUUUGAUGGCUUAA